Salmo salar (Atlantic salmon) is the source of this 2856-nucleotide messenger RNA. NCBI's taxonomy places the organism in Eukaryota, Metazoa, Chordata, Actinopteri, Salmoniformes, Salmonidae. The record is from RefSeq and is a predicted model, not a curated record.
AUGUGCCCAGCUGCUGAGGGACUGAAGGCCCCAGCUGCUGAGGAACUGAAGGCCCCAGCUGCUGAGGGACUGAAGGCCCCAGCUGCUGAGGGACUGAAGGCCCCAGCUGCUGAGGAACUAAAGACCCCAGCUGCUGAGGAACUGAAGGCCCCAGCUGCUGAGGAACUGAAGGCCCCAGCUGCUGAGGAACUAAAGACCCCAGCUGCUGAGGAACUGAAGGCCCCCGCUGCUGAGGAACUGAAGGCCCCAGCUGCUGAGGAACUGAAGGCCCCAGCUGCUGAGGAACUGAAGGCCCUAGCUGCUGAGGAACUGAAGGCCCCAGCUGCUGAGGAACUGAAGGCCCCAGCUGCUGAGGAACUGAAGGCCCCAGCUGCUGAGGAACUGAAGGCCCCAGCUGCUGAGGAACUGAAGGCCCCAGCUGCUGAGGGACUGAAGGCCCCAGCUGCUGAGGGACUGAAGGCCCCAGCUGCUGAGGAACUGAAGGCCCCAGCUGCUGAGGAACUGAAGGCCCCAGCUGCUGAGGGACUGAAGGCCCCAGCUGCUGAGGAACUGAAGGCCCCAGCUGCUGAGGGACUGAAGGCCCCAGCUGCUGAGGGACUGAAGGCCCUAGCUGCUGAGGAACUGAAGGCCCCAGCUGCUGAGGGACUGAAGGCCCCAGCUGCUGAGGGACUGAAGGCCCCAGCUGCUGAGGGACUGAAGGCCCCAGCUGCUGAGGAACUGAAGGCCCCAGCUGCUGAGGAACACACUGUUACUAAAGGACCUAGAGAGGUGUUGCUGAGGAACACACUGUUACUAAAUCCUUUGAGAACUGUGCCUUAUGAAGGACAUGCUUUUCUGCAGUAUAUAAUUACAAUCUGGACGGACUGAGGUAUAACGUUACUGUAGAUUAAACACUGCUGAAUUGUCAUUGUUUUUGUUGUACAUUCCUGUUAAUAUAUUUCUAUUCUGGUUUAAAAUGUUGUUUUUAUUUAGAAUGAAUUAUGUUUUGUAUUGUUUACAGAGGAGAAUGUUUUUGCAGUAGAGUUGAGCAUCAGAACACUGAGCUGUUGCAAAAGCAGGAUCAGUAAGUUAAGCCAGAUAACUCUGAUUAGGAGUAAAAUAUAUCUCUUGAUUUACUGAUAUAUUUAUAAAGCUGAACUUGAAUAUUUUUGUCAAGUCAGUUAUUGCCGUGAUGCCAGUUAGUCCUUGACGUUAUUGCCGUGAUGCCAGUUAGUCCUUGACGUUAUUGCCAUGAUGCCAGUUAUUCCUUGACGUUAUUGCCGUGAUGCCAGUUAGUCCUUGACGUUAUUGCCAUGAUGCCAGUUAUUCCUUGACGUUAUUGCCAUGAUGCCAGUUAGUCCUUGACGUUAUUGCCAUGAUGCCAGUUAUUCCUUGACGUUAUUGCCAUGAUGCCAGUUAGUCCUUGACGUUAUUGCCAUGAUGCCAGUUAUUCCUUGACGUUAUUGCCGUGAUGCCAGUUAGUCCUUGACGUUAUUGCCAUGAUGCCAGUUAGUCCUUGACGUUAUUGCCAUGAUGCCAGUUAUUCCUUGACGUUAUUGCCGUGAUGCCAGUUAGUCCUUGACGUUAUUGCCAUGAUGCCAGUUAGUCCUUGACGUUAUUGCCGUGAUGCCAGUUAUUCCUUGACGUUAUUGCCAUGAUGCCAGUUAUUCCUUGACGUUAUUGCCAUGAUGCCAGUUUCAAGUCUCAUCUCUUGAAAAGAUGACAUUAUUUUAGAAUGUUUGUUAGCCGGCUAACUGACUGAUCCUGCGGUCUGGAACUGCCCCAUGUCUCUGUACCAGACCUCCAUGUUUUAAUAACCGCUCCGAACCACCGGACAGACAUGUUUUAAGCAUUUUAAUAAAAACAAUAUGCACAUUUUCCCACCAGAGAUGUGUUUCUAUUAAAUUGACUUGUUGCGUGAUGACUUAGUGCACAUAAAAAUACGUUUUGCGGGUAAAUUCCCAUGUACCGAAUAAAAAAUACAUGUUAAAUGCAUUGCAUUUUCAACUCUACUGAUGUCGCGUUAUAGCAAGUGUGCCCAUUCUGGUAUUGGCACGUGUUCUAGCCAAGAGCGCUGUUGGCUAGAGCGCAUGAAUGGCCUACAUAAUGAGAUUAUUAUGGACAAAAUAGUACCAUUUCUGUAAAACGGCAGCCAAUCAUCGACGAUCAUGUCACCAUAAGACCCUCAAUAUUUACUGGAAAUAAGCAUCAAGCUCAUCACCAUGCACUUUCACCACCCUGUGAAGUUCAUCCUUUAUUUAAUCUGUAGCCUAAUAAAUAUGAUGGUUAUUAUAUCAAUAUUUGCGCAUAAAAGCGUUUGACAUUUCUCGCAUAAUUCAUUUUACCGACACAAAAAGAUCCCACCUUGUCUAGCGUAUUUAGUUUUGUCGACAUUUGGAAAGUUUGUUUCCAUCAGGCCUGUCAGGACAUGUUUUAUCCGACAUGUCUUUACUCGCAUAAAAAGGUUGGAUGGAAACCUGGUUACUGAUACUAUAAACUCAUAGUGGACGCGUCAUAAUACCCAUAAAACCUAGCGGUCAAACACGGAAAUUGUUCCAAUUGUUUUUCCACCAUUAAUUUUUCAACAGUGAAUUUUACAAACACUUAAAAUUAAGUAUAUAUUUGGUAUAGGCUUAUCUUGGCGUGAUGUUUUGAUAACCGUGUAAGUUGUAUCAAUAUAUUUGACUCAAAUUUGAAAUGCUAAUUAGCUUACAGAGAAGACCUCAGCAAGACUACAACUUCCUGCAGGAAGCUGCUGCAGGUCGUCUCCAGCCGACACUGUCAGCUACCGUUCACCAGCGCGAUCCGAGACCUGUGCCCAAUCCAUGAUAAAUCUAUAUGCUGUAUUGAAAUGAAUUGAAUAAAGUGUUGAACUUC